Messenger RNA from Culicoides brevitarsis, 430 nucleotides. Its product is annotated as histone H4. Gene Ontology annotation, biological process: nucleosome assembly. Gene Ontology annotation, cellular component: nucleosome. Gene Ontology annotation, molecular function: DNA binding; protein heterodimerization activity; structural constituent of chromatin. Bases 44 to 355 code for a protein of 103 amino acids. The record is from RefSeq and is a predicted model, not a curated record. NCBI's taxonomy places the organism in Eukaryota, Metazoa, Arthropoda, Insecta, Diptera, Ceratopogonidae. The transcript has a single exon.
GUAUUUCAACGAGUAAACGUCGUAUUAACAAAACUAAAGAAAAAUGACUGGCCGUGGUAAAGGAGGAAAGGGUCUCGGUAAAGGAGGCGCCAAACGUCAUCGUAAAGUAUUGCGUGAUAACAUCCAAGGUAUCACCAAGCCCGCUAUCCGUCGUCUUGCACGUCGUGGUGGUGUCAAGCGUAUCUCUGGCUUGAUCUACGAAGAAACUCGUGGAGUCUUGAAAGUUUUCUUGGAAAACGUCAUCCGUGAUGCCGUCACAUACACUGAGCAUGCCAAGCGUAAGACCGUCACAGCCAUGGAUGUCGUCUAUGCUUUGAAACGCCAAGGCCGCACAUUGUACGGUUUCGGAGGUUAAAUAACUACAUUUCACUGGACAUCGCAUACUACGAACAAACGGUCCUUUUCAGGACCAACAAAAAUACAAAAGAAA